AUGUCAGGUACUUUUGCCACCGUUGAGAAAGUACAAGCACCGGACAGUCAUCAAUGGAUAGCCGUGAAGAAAUACAAUGCCAAACAUGGUCAGCUUGUGACGCGUCAUUGUGAACGGGAGGUCCAUAUACUCUCAUUGCUAGGGAUUCGGUCACAAGAAGAAUCAUGCCGUCAUCAUAUCAUUUAUUUGAUAAAUAUAGAACAAAAAGGCUCGGUGACAUGCUUAACGUUCCCCUAUUACAGUCAUACGUUGCAGCACUACGUCAACCAGCACAUGGAUCAUGCGUUUACACUCAGGGCUAUCCAACAAAUUGCGCAGGGUCUCAAUUUUCUACAUCACCGUGAUAUCAUUCACUGCGACGUGAGCCCAAGCAAUAUUCUGAUUCAUGAAGAUGGGCAUAUGGUUCUAAGUGACUUUGGGUGUGCUCAUCGUUUGAACGAGCCCGUACAAAGUAGCGUAUUUGAAGAAGUAGGAACCAGAUACUAUAAAGCACCGGAGCACUUGUUCGGUUAUCGCGUUUAUACCCCUGCUACUGAUAUAUGGUCGCUCGGUGCCAUCUACGGGCAACUGUUACUUGGAAAACCAAUUUUCGAUGGAGAGACGGAUUUGGAGCAAAUAGGCAAGAUCAUCAAAGUUCUAGGGCGUCCAAGCGACGCCAUACUUGAGCGUGAAAUCUUUGAUUAUCCCGACGCAAGGAAAUUCAUUUUUUUUCUUCCCAAAUCAUCCAAACACGACGACAAAGACAAGCAACUGCAGCGGGUGCUAGACAAUCACCAUAUUGAUCCGAAGGACCAGAAGCUAAUUCUCGGCAUGCUGACUUGGUCAAAGCAGGAUCGAAUAAGCGGAGAAGAGGUAAGUUGUGAGAGCAGGACACCAUCGACGCGUAUCACUGGAAUCUAA
Molecule: messenger RNA, 900 nt
Organism: Radiomyces spectabilis
Lineage: Eukaryota; Fungi; Mucoromycota; Mucoromycetes; Mucorales; Radiomycetaceae
Product: kinase-like domain-containing protein
Exons: 4
Coding region: 1-900 (299 amino acids)
Biological process (GO): protein phosphorylation
Cellular component (GO): nucleus
Molecular function (GO): ATP binding; cyclin-dependent protein serine/threonine kinase activity
Source: RefSeq, a predicted model, not a curated record